Cladophialophora immunda is the source of this 2202-nucleotide messenger RNA. RefSeq lists its product as uncharacterized. Gene Ontology annotation, molecular function: DNA binding; zinc ion binding; DNA-binding transcription factor activity, RNA polymerase II-specific. Lineage: Eukaryota; Fungi; Ascomycota; Eurotiomycetes; Chaetothyriales; Herpotrichiellaceae. Bases 1 to 2202 code for a protein of 733 amino acids. The record is from RefSeq and is a predicted model, not a curated record. The transcript has a single exon. Gene Ontology annotation, biological process: regulation of DNA-templated transcription; DNA-templated transcription.
AUGCUUCCCAGUGCAACCAGAGUCCGCGAUAAAUACACAUCCCGCGCUUGCAACGAGUGUCAGCGCAGAAAGAGGAAAUGCAGUGGCGAAAAUGUCUGUCGAAAUUGUCGACACUGGGGCACCGAUUGUGUAUUCUCGCAACCACGAGGAUUGAGACAUUCGAGGGCAGCAAACGAACCGCCGCCGAGAAGCCUGUCUACAGCAUGGGACACCGCGCCUAGUAACGGAAGCAGUUCCCGGCCAAGCGCAAGCAACGAGGUCACAGGGACUGAAACCCAUGAGAACGUGGCCCUACGCACACAAGAGACCGAAGACACUUCCGGGAAUCCUCAGACCUCGCCAGGAAGAGUGACAACUCAGCCCCAUGAUAACCAACAAACACUGCUACAACAGUCGCCAGCCGGAACCACCUCCGGCAACAACCAUGGUCAAACUCCCUUCAGUACCAUAGAGAGCGAGCAGUCGUCUCACCAAGAAAGCGUCUUUGAGCGCAACACCAAUUUCACAUCUGGUAACGCCUUGUUCCAACAGAUUGACCUCCUCAACAAGGUGGUGUCUCGCAGUCAAGGCACCGAGACUACAGUCGCCAAUGGAUUUGUCGGAGGCUCAACAACCCAGCCGAAUGCUACGAUGAUCGACACCUAUCGCGACAUAGAUCAGAUCGUGGAACAGACGCGAUCUGAGGAUCCCAUCAAGAUACACGAGUCGCUAGACAUGUUCUUUACUAACAUACAACCAUACUACCCGUGCAUGAACGAGGGUCAUCUACGGGCACAAUUUUCUGCCUUUGUCGCUAAUGACUCGAACUGCCUCACGAAGAGCUGCACUGUGCAGCUUGCCGCCCUCCUCAGCUUCAUCAUGGCAGCAGUGAACGUCCUGUGCGACACGUCUGCGCAUUGUGAGCAUCUACCCGGCUGGAAGGAGUUUUGUCGUGGGGAGAAGCUCCUCAAUCACGCUACGUGGCUAGAAAAAGCCAAUAUUCUGACUAUUCAGACUCUGAUUAUCAAGACAUUGUACCUGAUGUAUGUAGGUCUCGUUAACUCGGCCUAUGAUACGAUGGGAACAACCGUUCGACUAUGCUUCCAGUUUGGCCUGCAUAAUGAAGCGUCGUGGGGCGAUAACUGCAAAUUCUACGAUCGGACCUACCGGCAACGGGUUCUCUGGUCAGUUUUCUGCCUCAACCAUAACGUCGCUCAAACACGUGGUGUUCCGGAGUUUCUCCGGGAGUCAGAUUUUAAUGUUGGUCUACCUAAGUGCGUCGAUGAUCGUAUGUUAUACCCGAACUGCCCUGCCCUCCUGGAAAUGCCUUCAACCUCUCCUGUUACUAGCCUCCUAGAGAUCAUCAAGUUGACCAAGCUCUCUUCUGAGAUUUGGGAAACAAUGUUUAGCGUUCGAGCUAGGAGGCCAGUCAGUCAGGAGUUCAUUACCACAAUGGAUAACAAGAUAGUCAAGCUAUCGCAAGACAUGCCAAUCUCCCUACGCUGGCCUCCUAGCCCUGGAACUAAGCAGGUCGUUGACGGAGCUCCCGCCUUUAUCCAACAGCAAGGCUUCGUGCUACAUCUCCGCCUGCUAUAUCUCCGGAUGCUGUUGCGGCGAGAGGAAAUGAUCAGCCUCACGUAUGGAAUCGACGUCGCAAAAUCCUGCAUCGACAUAGCCAGGGAGGUCGUUUCAGUAGUAGAGACCUUCUACACAUCGCAGAGGACAAACCGAUGCGCACGCCACGCGUAUCUGCAACACCUGGUCGGAGCCCUUGUCCCCAUGACCUGCAUCAUUGUGAGGCAGAACAACGGGGAGGAGUUGACUCGCCCGGCCAUCACUCUGUUUCAAAAGGCCCUGAAGCUGAUGGAGACCUUUGCGCAAGGAUCUUUCCUGGCUCGGCACGUUCUCCAACAUAUGCAGCGACCCAUCAAAGCAGCCCGAGAUGCCAUCGAGCUUCGAAGACCUCAAAAUGCCAGAGCUAGUACUUUUCCGCCCACUUCGUCCGGCUCAUCUUCAACUCAGCUGCCAGCUUCAUCUUUUGGACAGGCUCAAAAUUCUGCGCGGAACAGUGCCAAUGUUCAAUCUGAGUGGGAGUUGUCCUUCCCAAAUGGCUAUCACGAUCUCUUCCAAGAUCCAUUGCAAAUGCCUCCGGAUAUUCCGUUCAUGUUUGACGAUAAUGGUAUUGACAUUUGGGACAACUUCACCUAUGGCGGCAUCAAAUAG